Molecule: messenger RNA, 1134 nt
Organism: Dendronephthya gigantea
Lineage: Eukaryota; Metazoa; Cnidaria; Anthozoa; Malacalcyonacea; Nephtheidae
Product: cation channel sperm-associated protein 3-like
Exons: 10
Coding region: 1-1134 (377 amino acids)
Biological process (GO): monoatomic ion transport; transmembrane transport
Cellular component (GO): membrane
Molecular function (GO): monoatomic ion channel activity
Source: RefSeq, a predicted model, not a curated record
AUGACUAACUGUUACAUGAAGCACUACUGCCAUGGAACAACGCAUGAGGUGAAACGUCGCUUUGAUGCCGACUUUCACAAGUUUGUGAAUCAGCUUACAAAUAAAUCUAUAUUUAACGCAAUAAUCAUGGGUGUGAUCAUGAUCAACGCUUUGGUAAUUGGCUUGGAAACGAUGGACUCUUUAAAGAGUUCAAACGGACAUAUAUUCCAGAUUGUGGAUGAACUAUUUUUGUCCAUUUAUACGGUGGAGUUCUUUCUGAAAGUAUACGCAGAACCAAAAGGAUACUGGAAAAGCAGCUACAACCGAUUUGAUUUCCUUAUUCUCUUCAUAUCUUAUAUACAAGCACUUCUUGAUUUGAUAAAUGUUGGUGAUAGUGUUCUCAAACCAUUGAGACUUCUCCGAGCUGCAAGAACUCUAAGAACAAUAUCAUUCAUCGAAGGCUUACAAGUCUUGGUAAUUGCGCUAAUUGAAACUCUGCGCCAUUCAGUCCUGAAUGUCGUUGUACUUCUUUCAAUGUCUAUGGGUUUCUUUGCUGUUGUUGGAUACUACAUGUUUGGUCAUGAUGAAGAAACAGGAACAGAAAAUGAACACUGGUCAAAUUUGAGCGCCGCAAUGCUUACACUCUUUACAUAUGUUACGGUUGACGGUUGGACCGAUAUACAAGAGAAUUUAGAAACACGUCCAUACAGCCAAUGGUUCACCAUUUCGUUCAUUUUCCUUGGACAUUUUAUUUUUACAAACCUUUUCAUUGGAAUUAUAAUAAUGAAUAUACAUGAGGCAACCGAAACGUUCAGAUUGCAACAGGUUAUGGAGAAAGAAGCCACAUUACAGCUCAAAAAAGAUUUCCUAUUUCAACGCCAACACAAUGAUGUCAAGGAAAUGCUUGAGAAGCAGAAAUCAAGUCAGUUUCUUGACUUUAAAGACAUGUGUCGUGCGUUCCAAGAAACCUUGCGUCACGAUGAUCAAGUUAUCAUGACGGACACAAGCACGAAUCUUGUAUGGAUGGAAACAUUUAUCACUACCCUUGAUCAUCUCGAUCUAUAUACUUACAGAUGUCAACAGUUGCAUUUCCAGUUGUCUAAUUGUUUGGUUAAUAUGCGAGAAAUGCAGAAGAGCGAAGAGGCGCGAAUAUAG